AUGUCUUCUGACCAGGAGAACUGCCACCUGUGUAAGGAAUACCUGAGGGACGCCGUGUCCAUCCCAUGUGGACACAUCUUCUGCUCCGUUUGCCUGAAGACAUACUGGGACCAUGCUGACCACACAGGCUCCUACAUCUGCCCACAGUGCAGGGUCAGCUACAGCAAGAGGCCCACCCCGAGACGCAUGGGGAGCUCCCGGCAGUCCACCCUCCCUCGCAACAGCGAGUCCUUCCCACCUCCACCUCCGUCCCCCGACUACAACUACGCAGGACCCCAGGAUGUAGGAUGUGACAUCUGCAUUGGAAAGAAGCACAAAGCCGUCAAGACCUGCCUGAUGUGUCUGGCCUCCUACUGUGAGAAGCAUCUCAAGCCCCAUUAUGAGUCAAACACGUUUAAAAGGCACAAGCUGGUGGAUGAAAUCGGCCACCUGGACAGACAGAUCUGUCCCCAGCAUCAGAAGGGUCUGGAGCUGUUCUGUCGCACCGACCAGAUGUGUAUCUGUGUGCUGUGUACGGUGAAGGAACACAAAGGUCACGACAUGGUGUCUGCUGAGCAGGAGAGGGCCGAGGAGCAGCAACGACUGGGUGCCACCCAGGCUGAGAUCCAGGAGAAGAUUCAUGACCGACUCAAGCAGAUGGAGGAACUAAAACAAGCCGUGGACUCACUCAAGACCUCAGCCCACACAGCUCUGCAGGAAUGCGAGAAGAUGUUCAGCGACAUGAUGCGCUCCAUCGAGAGGAUGCAGCAGGAGAUGGCCAAGCUGAUCUCCUCCAACAAGAGAGCAGCACUCAACAACGCUGAGGGCCACAUGGAGCGUCUGACCCACGAGAUCGCUGACCUGAAGAGGAGAGACAACGAGAUCACCCAGCUGUCCCGCACUGAGGACCACAUCCACUUCAUCCAGAGCUACCACAUGCUGAUCGCCCAGACGGAGGCUGAGGAGCUGCCUACAGUGAGCGUCAACCCCUACUUCACCUUCGGCCCGGUCACCAAGGCAGUGUCUGAGAUGAAACAGCACCUGAAUGAAUUCAGCAAUGAUGAGCUGGUUAAGGUCGCCAAGGCAGUUAACAAGAUGACUUUCUGCCAACUGGAUGAAUCCAAGAAGAAACAGCAGUCAAUAAAAAGUAAGAGUGAUGAAGCCGUCAUGUACAAGUCCCUCCCAGCCCAGGAGCCCCAGCACCGGGACGAUUUCCUGAAAUAUGCGUGCCAGCUCACUCUGGACUCCAACACAGCCUACAGACAGCUCUACUUGUCUCGAGGGAACAGGAAAGCUGCCCUCAAGAGAGACCCCCAGGCCUACGGCGACCACGCCUCCAGGUUCGACUCCCUGCCCCAGGUCCUGUGUAAGGAGUCUCUUGCCGGUGGAGCUUACUACUGGGAGGUGGACUGGAGCGGGGAAGGGGCCGCCAUCGGAGUCACCUACAAAGGCAUCAAGAGGACGGGGUACGGCGACAGCUGCCGCAUCGGCUACAACCGCAAGUCUUGGAGCCUCUUCUGCUCUGACUCCAGCUACUCAGCCCGCCACAGCAAAGACCAGAUAGAGGUCAACGCACCCUACUCCUCACGUAUCGGGGUGUUCCUCGACCACUCGGGGGGGACCCUCGCUUUCUACAGCGUAGGGGAAAGCAUGUCCCUCAUCCACCGCUUCAAGGCUUCCUUUAGCGAGCCUGUCUAUCCGGGUUUCUGGGUUUGGUACGAAUCAGCCGUCACCCUUAUCCAUCAGUGAUUCAAUAACACACUUCCAAUGAUCAAUGUACAACUGUGAUUGAGUUUAAGAGAACAAAAACUAUUUAUCACUAUUUAGAACACCAAUAUACACUAAAGGGCAAAAGUUUGGAAGCAAGAUCAAAUUUGUACAGAAAAAGAUCAUAGUUUCAUUGCUAUACUACACAACAAAAUAAAGGUGAUUAUUAUAUAAAGAGUCACUUAUUAGAACACUUUCACUAUAAUUAUCAGGUCUUUGGGUUUUUAUUGCUUAGAUUUUGUGUACCCUUAUUUCCUUAAUGUAUAAAUCUGUACUCUUGUUUCUUUACUCAGCUGCUUCUUUCUAGUCAUUUCUGUGGUAGUUUGUCAGAGAUAUGAACACAGUUGAGAUUUAUUGGGAUUUUUGUAUCCAAACUCUGAAAAGCCAAACAGCUAAAGUGAAUUAUGUAAGCUGUGAUUUGUUUUUUUACUUUUGCACUGAAGUUGUGACUCUUCCAAAUCUUCUCAACCCUAAAACUAAGCCCUCCUUUAUUUUGUUAAUAUUUAUUUAGCAAUGGUCUGGUAAUAUCAAUGAAUACCUAAAGGUAAAUUGAGGAAAAUGGUUAAAUUC
This is a messenger RNA of Centropristis striata (black sea bass), 2316 nucleotides long. It is a transcript of the gene ftr83, whose product is annotated as finTRIM family, member 83. Lineage: Eukaryota; Metazoa; Chordata; Actinopteri; Perciformes; Serranidae. The record is from RefSeq and is a predicted model, not a curated record. Bases 1 to 1728 code for a protein of 575 amino acids. The transcript is spliced from 7 exons. Gene Ontology annotation, molecular function: zinc ion binding; protein binding.